AUGAAGAACUCCUUAUUUACUAGACACAUUGGUAUUUUUUGUAAACUUAGAAGAAAUGUUUUUUCUAAUUUCCAUAAAAGUGAUAUAAAUGAUCAAAACAUCAUUCAGAUAAAUACUUUAAAUGAUAAUGUUAAUUAUAAUAACGAAUAUGCAUACGAAAAUUUAGAAAAAUGUGAAAAUCACAAUGAAGAUAGAGAUGAAUGUAGAAAUGAUAUUUUUGAUAUAAAUAAAGAAAAUAUUAUACAUUAUAAUUUGAUAAAAGAAAUUUAUUUAUAUGGAAUAAAUUUAAAUGUUGAUAUGUUUAUUUUAAAAAAUUCUAACAUUAUAUUUUUUCUUCAUAAUAUAAUUAAUAUAUAUAAUCCUUUAAUUAAAAGCUUAAAAACAAUUUUUACAAAAAACGAUUAUAACAUAACAUGUUCUUCUUUAUACAAAGAAUUGUUAAUAAUUGUUUUAUAUAAUUCAUUAAAAUAUUCUUGCAUACAAAUAUAUUGUAUAGAUGAACAUAUUCUUAAAGAAGAAAUUAUUUUAAACGAUUAUGAUUAUUAUGAAAAAAUUUAUAUUCAAAAAGAAAACAAUUAUUUUUUAUUGAUAACUAACAAAAGUAUAUUAAAAGUUUUUGAUUCAGAAAAAAGAAUUUUCAUUUUUAAUAUAAAUAUACAUCUAGAAUAUACUAAUAUUUUACAGUACUAUGAUUUUUUUAUAAUUUUAAGAAGAAGUAAAUUAUAUUUAUGGAAUCUAGAAAAAACAUAUACAGGUUUAAAACUAAAGGAAAAUAACUUGGAAUUAGAAGAAAAUAUUUUUGUCAAUUGUUUUUGUAUAUAUGAAAGAAAUAUUUUAAUUGUAACCUCAAAUGGAAAUAUAUUUUUGUGGAAGAAUUUGGAUGAAAAAAAAGAAAUUAAAAAUGAAAAUAUAGGAGAAUAUUUUCAUAAAGACAUAAUUACUUAUAUACAUUAUUAUGAAAAUCAUAUAACUACAAAAGGAAAUGAAUUCUUAAAAAUAUGGAAAUGCAAUUUUAAUAUUUCGAAAAUUUCAGAAAGAAAUAUUUUAACAAUUAGAUUAAUAAAAGAAUUUAAAAUUUCCAUAAAUAUUAAUAAAAUUAUUUCUCAUAAUAAUUUUUUUUUAAUUAUUGACAAAAAGAAUUGUACCGUUUAUGCAUCUAAAAAAAAUAAUUAUGAUGAAAUAGCUAUAUUUUAUAAUGAUCACAAUAGUAAAAUUAAAAAUAUUUUUUGUUUUAAUAAAAAUAUUUUUAGUUUUGGGACAAAUGGAAAAAUAUAUGAUUAUGAAAAAGAUGAUGAUGGAAUUGAAAGAAAUAUUUGUUUAUAUAAGUUCAAAAAUUCUAUUACAUGUCUAAAAUAUUUAUAUACUGAAAAUAAUUUUCUCUAUUUUUGUAUUGGUUUUAACAAUGGCUUAAUAAAAAUUAUUAAAAUAAAACAUUUAUAUUUAGAUAUUAUUUAUUCUUUAAAAACUAGUAAUAAUCAAAUUGUAAAAAUUGAAAAGAAUGAAGAAUGUGAAUUUAUAUGUGUUAUAUCUGAAAAGGAACCCUUUGUUUUUUUUUUAUUUAAAUGUUAUAAUGAGUUUAAACCAUUGGGUUAUUUAAAAAUUUCAGAGUGCCUUAUAAAAAAUUGCUUCUAUUUUUCUUUUUUCAAUUCAUUUUACUUAUUAGGAGAUCAUAAUUACUUAUUUAAAAUUGAUGUAGAAAGUUUAAGAGAAAUAAAAAAAAAAAAAAUUCUGGAAAUAGAUAAAAAUGAAGUAGAAAAUAAAAAAGAUGAAACAACAAAAAACGAAGAAAUAAAGAAAAAUGAAGAAAUUAAAAAAAUAAACAAAAUAAAAGAAAUAGAUAAAAAUGAAGAUGAGGAAACAAAUGAAGAUAAUAACAAUGUAUAUGACUUAAGUUUAAAAUAUGAAAUAAUUAAAAUACAAUUUAAAAAACAUGAUAAUAAUAAAAAAUAUAAAAGUGAUGAUGAUUUUGUUAUUUUUAAUAAUUAUGACAAUAAUAAUAAUGAAGAAAAUGAAUGUGAAAAUAUAAGUGGAAAUGAGUAUAAAUUAAAUACUUCUUCAAGCGAUUUAUCAGAUGAUUCAUAUAAUAAAAUGAAUUUUUACAGAGAUAGAAUUAUUCUAACAAAAAAUAUGAAUGAUACAAGUGUAGAAAAAAAAAAAAAUAUAAUUUGUGAAAAUAAAAAAAAAAAUUUAAAAAAAUAUAUUGAAAUUCUUUUCGAUGAAAAUACUAUGAAAAAGUUAGAAAAGUUAAAAAAAGAACAUCCUUCUUCUUUAAGCUUAAACCUUGAAAGAAAUGAAAGAAAAGAAGAAGAAAAAAGCUAUAAUUUCAAAAAUAUAGAAAAAGAUGAAAUAAAUAUAUGUAGCUUAGUUAAACUAAAAAAUAAAGGUUUUUUUAUUAGUACUUUUGGAAUAAAAAAUAAUUGUAUAUUUUAUUUAGAUCUUAAUAAUAAAGGAAUUAAAAAAAAUGGUUUUAAAACUAUAUAUCCUAUUAUUGUAUAUAGAAUUAAUAAUAAAUAUUUUCAAGAAAAAACCGUCAUACAAAAAAUGAUAAUAAAUGAAAAAAAUCACCUAUUAUUCUGUCUAACAAAUAAUAAUGAAAUAUACAUUUUUUCUAUAAAAUUUUUAUUCCUUUAUUAUUAUAUUAAAAUUCCAUUUUAUGAAAAAAUAAAAGACUUUUUUGUAAGCAAAGAUACCAAUAAACAAUAUAUAUUUAUAUGUUUACAUAACAAGUAUAUAAAAUUAAAUUUUACUUUUUCUCUUUUUCAUUUAUUUAAUAUCAGUAAAAGAUAUCAUUUAAAUAUAAGCAAAUAUUUGUAUUCAUUGAAAAAUAAAAAUUUGAUAACUUAUGAUUCUCUAUUUGGUUUUUUUGUUGAAGAAAUACAUGAUUACUUAGUAGAUCAAUUUCUAAAAAAAAAAAAAAAAAAGAACAACAUUAUUCCCUUUACUUUUGAAGAUUUAGAAAAUGAUUUAAAUUUUAUCAUUCAUUCAUUUAAUCUAGAAGAAACAGAAAAAAAAGAAAAUAAAAAAAAAGAAAAUGACAUAAUGGAUAUAUGGAAUUUUAUAAGAAAAAAUGAAAAGUCAGGUGAAAAAGAAGAAGCAGAAGAGAAUAAUAAAAAGAUUGUUUUGAUAUUAAAUUAUGAUCAAAAAAAUAUGAAUAUAUUUUUUAAUUUAAACGAUAAUAUUAAGGAUGAAGAUAUUCAAUAUAGCUUAAGAGAAACAAAAGAAGCAAAGAAAAAUGAAGACAAAAUAAGAAAAGCUUUGUUAUAUAAAAAGAAUGUUAAUAUAAAAAUAAAAAAACUGAAAAGAAAAUAUCAAAAAUUAAAUAGAAGAAAAAAAUUUAUAAUAGAUACUUAUUUUUCAUAUUACUUAUAUCUAAAUUUAAAGGAAAAAAUUCAAGACAUAAAAAAUUUCUUUAUAUAUAAUCAAAAAAUUUAUGAUAGAAGGAUAGAAUACCUUUCAAAAAAAUAUAUAAGAUUAAAAUUUACAAAAAACCCAUUGUAUAGUGUCAAUAAAAGUGUUUCUACAAAAGGAAUAAAAAUAUAUUUGAAAAAUAAUAAAUGUAAAGAAUAUAAAAAAAGUAAAAAAGAAAAGAUAAGAAAAAAAAAGGAAAAAAAAUCAUUCGAUAUAACAAGAGAAAUUAAUGAAUAUAUAGAAAAUUUUGAAAUAUUAAAAGAAAGAAAUAAAAAUUUAAAGACGAUAAAUGAUGAACAAAAAAUAGAAGAGAUAUCACAAAAAAAAAAAAUAAUAAAGAUGUAUGAAGAUAUAAUUUCUAAAUUAGAUCAAAUUAAUGAAGAAGAAAAAAUAAGUCAAUCUCCUAAAAAGAUAUCUCAUAUUACUGAAAUAAUUAGGAAUUAUGAAGAAAAUAAAAAAAAAUUAUUAAAUCAAAUAAAUUUUAUUAAAGAAGUAUUCAAUGAAGAUUUUAAUUUUUUAAAGUCUAGAAUUUCAUUUAAACUUAUCCGAUUAAAAGAUGAAAUAUUGUUUUUAAAAGAAGUAUUAAAAAAUGAAAAUAAAGUAAACAAUAAAGAAGAAGAAUAUUUGUGUAAAAAUAAUGAAAAAUAUGAUAAUGAAGAAAAAGAAAAUAAAAAAGAUGAAGAUAAAUGUAGUAAAAAGGAUGAAAAAGAAAAUGCCAAAGAAAAAAUAGACAAAAAAAAAAAAUUGGAACUAUUUCUACAAAAUACUAAAAGUUUUUUUUUUCUAAAAGAGAAAAAAACAAAAACAUUUAAAAUAUCUAGCGUCAAUUUUGAUCAGAAGUUUUUUGAAAAUAAAUAUAAAAGUUAUGAUAGAAAACACAUAGAAUAUUUAAUAGAAAAAAUGAUAAAACAAUUUGAUAAUCAAAUUUAUUCAUUAAAUAUGAAAAGAAUACAAGCUAUAAGGAUUAUAAAAUAUAUAUGUUUGAAAAUUAUUUCUAUUGAUGAAAAAAAUAAUAUAUUGAUGGAACUGCAAAAGAAAGAAAUAAAAUUAAGAAAACAAAAAAAAAAAUAUAUAAAAGAAAUGAAAAACAUUGAAAAUGAAAUAAAUAAAUAUAUUGAUGAUAUAAAGGUGUUCUUAGAAGAAUUGGAUAAUCAUAAUAAAAAUAGAGAUCAAAUAUUUGAAAAACUAAAACAAAUAAUGGGAGAUAAUAGUUUAUGUUAUGACAUCCUAAUAAAAAGUUUGAAAACAAAUCAUGAUGAAGGUUCAGGAGAUAGUGAAGCUAGUGAAAAAUCUGAUACAUUAGACGGUAAUAAUUCAAUUAUUGAUAUUUAUAAUAAGGAACAGGUAGAUUCAAUAAAAAGAGAAAAUUUAUUAAUUUCAAAAAGUAUCAAUAAUAUAAAGAAAAGUAUAGAUAAUAAAAAAAAUGAUCAAAGAAAACUAAUAAUUAAAAAGAAAAAUAUAGAAAAGGAAAUUGAGUUAAUAAAUGAAGAAAUUUCUAUAAUAGAAGAUGAUAAAAAGAAAAAUAUAUCUGAAGUGAAAUUUUACAUUAUGUUAAAAUUAUCAAAAUUAAGGAAUAUUGAUUACCUUUAUGAUAAAAAAAAAUAUCGUCUAAAUUUAGCAAGUAAUUGUACUAUUCUUAGUAUAGAACAAUAUAAAGAUAUAAUGAAAAAAAUGGAAAAUAGUACAAAACAAAAGGAAAAGUUUCUUUUUAAAUAUAAAAGUUUAAAAAAAAAAAAUAAAGAAUUAGAAAAUAUUAAUAAUCAUUUAUUAAAAAAAGCUAAUGAAAAGAAAAAAAUUUUAAAAAAUAAAUUAAAAAAGAAUGAUAUAACAUUUGAUUUUGAUGAUUUAGAAAAAAAAUUUCAAGAAAAAAAAAAAAAAUGUAUAUUAGAAGAAAUUAAAAAUAAAGAAAAUGAACACAAUCAAAGGAUGAAUAUAAUGAAUAAAGAAUUGAACGAAAAAGCUCGUCUUUUAAAUGAUGUAAAAAAAAAAAAUACUCUUCUAUUAGAAAAAAUUAACGAAUAUAUUCAAAUGCUUAAAAGGAUAAAAAGUGAAUAA
This is a messenger RNA of Plasmodium gallinaceum, 5463 nucleotides long. RefSeq names its product conserved Plasmodium protein, unknown function. The record is from RefSeq and is a predicted model, not a curated record. The transcript has 9 exons. Lineage: Eukaryota; Apicomplexa; Aconoidasida; Haemosporida; Plasmodiidae. Gene Ontology annotation, molecular function: protein binding. The coding region runs from base 1 to 5463 and encodes 1820 amino acids.